GCACUUCUACUUGUUAUAUAUAGCACAGUUCAGUGUCAAAAGAAGAGUAAAGAGAAUUUAAGUACUAAAAUGGGAGAGAUCGUUUUACCAGCAGUUUCAAGCCCAACUGUGUGUGUGAUUGGUGCCGGAGGCUUCAUAGGUUUUUGGCUUGUCAAGCUUCUCUUAGAGAAAGGUUAUACUGUUAGAGGAACAGUGAGAAACCCAGAAGAGCCUAAGAAUUCUUACUUGAAGGAGCUCAGUGGGGCUAAAGAACGACUAAUUUUCUUUAAGGCAGAUAUUCUUGAUUAUAAGAGCCUUUUGAAUGUCAUGAAAGGAUGUGAUGGUGUAUUCCACACUGCUUGUCCUCUGACUAACAACGUAGAACAAGUGCUUGAUCCCGCAGUUACCGGAACAAUAAAUGUGGUGAAUGCUGCAGCAGAAGCCAAGGUUGGCCGCUUGGUUUUGACAUCUUCAAUUGGAGCAGUUCACAUGAACCCUAACAGGGACUCUGAAGUUGUGGACGAGGCAUGCUGGAGUGACCUCGAGUAUUGCAAGAACACUAAGAACUGGUACUGUUACGCAAAGACAGUAGGAGAGAAGACUGCAUGGAAGGAGGCGACAGAGAAGGGUCUGGACCUGGUGGUGGUGAUCCCAUCUGUGGUUUUAGGCCCAUCACCUCAGCCCACUAUCAAUGCUAGUGCAGUUCACAUACUCAAAAUGGUUGAUGGAACUCAUAAAACAUACCUUAACACAGUUCAAGGUUAUGUGCAUGUGAAGGAUGUGGCCUUGGCUCACAUACUUGUGUACGAGACUCCGUCGGCAUCUGGCCGGUACCUCUGCACCGAGAAUAUAGUACAUCGUGGCGACAUCGCUAAACUACUCAGUGAAUUGUUCCCUGGUUAUCCUAUUCCAAACAACUGCUCGGAUGAAGUGAAUCCAAGGGCCAUUCCUUACAAGUUCUCGAACCAAAGGCUUAAGGACCUGGGGCUUAAUUUCACACCAGUGAAACAAUGUCUUUAUGACACAGUCAAGAACUUUCAAGAGAAGGGUUACCUUUCCAUCUCUCUCCGGUGAUUAGAUCCUUUACAUAAUCCAUUGUCAAUCAGGACAAACAGAUCCAGGAUCCAUAUUUGUAAGACCAAAUCCAAAUGGGCUAGGACAAAUUAGGUAUACAAGAUGUAUUACUUAAGGGAAAUUUUUAGGGAUGAUUUCUCCUUUCUAUCGAAAAGAGAUCUUAGAAAUUUUAAUGCUUAUUCUCAAACUCUUUGUUUAUAUAGUAGUGAUAUUUU
This is a messenger RNA of Macadamia integrifolia, 1268 nucleotides long. Its product is annotated as cinnamoyl-CoA reductase 1-like. The record is from RefSeq and is a predicted model, not a curated record. Gene Ontology annotation, molecular function: oxidoreductase activity, acting on the CH-OH group of donors, NAD or NADP as acceptor. The coding region runs from base 70 to 1053 and encodes 327 amino acids. NCBI's taxonomy places the organism in Eukaryota, Viridiplantae, Streptophyta, Magnoliopsida, Proteales, Proteaceae. The transcript is spliced from 5 exons.